Messenger RNA from Ahaetulla prasina, 3943 nucleotides. RefSeq names its product glycosylphosphatidylinositol specific phospholipase D1 (gene GPLD1). NCBI's taxonomy places the organism in Eukaryota, Metazoa, Chordata, Lepidosauria, Squamata, Colubridae. Bases 409 to 2928 code for a protein of 839 amino acids. Gene Ontology annotation, cellular component: extracellular matrix; extracellular region. The record is from RefSeq and is a predicted model, not a curated record. Gene Ontology annotation, molecular function: GPI anchor phospholipase D activity. The transcript has 25 exons.
UCAUUGCCACAAAGAUGACUUAGAAAUUCUGUGCAGGAUGUUGACCCUACGGUACAGUACAGUACAGUAUAGUACAGUACAAUUCAUUCAAACAUUAAAAGAAUUCCAAUGAGAAGAAUUGCACUGUUGCCUUAUUUUUCACUCAGUUUAAGGUUCUAUUUCUUUCAUUGCUAGCUCUUGAGAACAACUUUGGAACCAACUUGUCAUGCCAAGCCAUGAUUUAAGAACUUCCAAAAUGGCAUUGUUCCAAAUCCCUCCCAUGCAGGAAGUGCUAUUUUAAAGAAAAGAACUUCGCUCUGGGAGAACCUCAGUUUGGGAACAUUUUCUUCCUCAAAAGAUUCAGCAAAGGUUGCAAUCCUAUUGAGAGCAUCUUCAAAAUUGUGGCAUAUACAAGAGAUUAUCAGUGGCAUGGAAGCUUUCAGAAUUUGGUUGACUCUGGCUGUACUUUGCAAUUUUUGUGAAAGAAUUAUGCCAUGUGGUCUGUCAACACAUAUUGAAAUAGCUCAUAGAGGGCUGGAAUUUUUCAGCCAGCAAGAUGGACAAGUUGACUAUCGUAAGUUAAUACUAGCUCACCAAGAUGCAUAUCAAGCAGGAAGUCUAUAUCCUGAUGCUUUUUAUUCUGGCAUCUGCCAAAACGGGUUGUACCAUUAUGUUUCGGAAGACACUCACUGGUCACCUUUUCUCAAAACAAGUAUCCAUUACAUCAGAAAGAACUAUCCGCAGCCAUGGGAUGAGGCUACAGAGAAGCUGGUGGCUUUUCUCUUUGGGAUUGCCUCGCACAUGGUGGCAGAUGUAAGCUGGCACAGCCUGGGGAUUGAACAAGGAUUUCUACGGGCCAUGGCAGCUAUUGAUUUUCAUGGCUCGUAUUCACAAGCUCAUUCUACUGGUGAUUUUGGGGGAGACGUGUUAAGCCAAUAUGAUCUUGAUUUUGAUUAUUUGAAAGCAAGCUGGUAUGUACCUGUUAAAGAUUUACUGUCAAUCUAUGAGGAUUAUUAUGGAAAGGAGGUGAUAACUGAAAAUACUAUCGUUGACUGCACAUAUCUGCAACUCCUUGAUCUCUAUGCUGAGAUCAUCGCUGCUGCCAAGCUUUACCCCAUCUAUGCCAAUAAGUCCCCAUUUUUAGUGGACAAGUUCUAUGACUAUUUCCUUGGCGGAGUGGAUGAUAUGGCAUUCUCAUCUAAUAAUAUUUUUCAGUUAACCAGUUGGAUGUUAAACUAUGGGACUAGUGGCUGCUUUAUUCCCGAGAAUCCUUUGUUUAUACGGUGUGAAGAUGAACAGAGAAACUUUUCGAUGUUUAAAGAAUCCAGAACUCAACACCACAGGAAGAUAACUUCUGAAGUGGCCAAAUCAGUUGAAAAUAAUAUCAGUUACACGGAAAGAGGAGUUUAUUUAAAAUUUCCCCAUUGGACAAUGUUCCAAAAUAGUGACACAGCAGAGCGUUUGAUGAACGUGCUGGGAGUCACACAGCGACACUCACUGAAAUAUAUCACCAAGCCCAGUGCUUCAUAUUUUCUGAAAACUCCAUAUGCAAAACUCGGAUCGGCUAUGACUUCAGCUGACCUAAAUCAGGAUGGAUACGAUGACCUGGUGGUUGGAGCACCAGGUUACAGCCAGCUUGGACACAUUCAGUUGGGACGUGUCUAUAUUGUUUAUGGUAAUGAAUCAGGUUUGCCUCAUUCCAACCUGGACCUUGAUCAAGAAGCAGAUGAAAUACUAGAAGGCACUAAGCCUUCAGGAAGAUUUGGUUCUGCCAUAGCAAUUUUGGACUUCAAUGUGGAUGGAAUAUUGGAUCUUGCAGUAGGAGCCCCAUCAGUAGGAGCCCAGGAGCUUAGUUACAGGGGUUCUGUAUAUAUAUUUCUUGGCAACAGAGGAGGAGCUUUCCACAGUCUUCCAAAUAUUACCAUAAUUUGUCAAGACAGAUAUUGUAAUCUAGGCUGGUCCCUGAUGACAGCUGAUGUUGACAGGAAUGGAGAUAAUGACCUUGUGCUUGGUUCCCCAUAUGCACCUGCUGGUGGGAUACAAAGAGGAUUUGUGGCUUCUUUUUAUUCUUCCUCUCACAGAAACGGGCAAAGCCUGCUCUUUGUAUCAGAUGCUGACUGGAUGGUAAAAGGAAAAACAGAUUAUGGUUGGUUUGGCUCAUCACUCAGCAGUGUCCAGUUCCUAAAUAAAACCUUGCUGCUUAUUGGAAGUCCUUUCGGGAAAAAUUGUAGAAGCUUAGGGUGCUAUUUCUCUGAAAGGCAAGCUGUUGGAACGGUAUAUGGUUAUAUCCCACCAAACACAAAAAGCUGGUUCACUUUAAGUGGGGAUGAUGAAAAUGGGAAAUUUGGUUCAGCUUUGGCAACCGGUUUCCUUUCCAUAGAAGGUAUCGCCCAGCAAGUACUGGUAGUUGGCGCACCAACGCAAGGCAGCGUCUCCAGGAUUUCAUUUAUAUCCUCAGCACUACACCAAGCAGGAAGUGUUUUGAUAUAUGACUUGAUGGGAAAUGGCACACCUUCCUUACUCAGCACAUUCAAUGGAGACAGGAGAUUUUCACGCUUUGGAGAAGAGGUGCACUUACGGGAUCUGAACAACGAUGGACUUGAUGAAAUGAUUGUGUCAUCGCCUCUUCGAAACCAAAAAAUUAUGGGUGGAUUGUUUGGAGAACAAGUUGGAUAUAUUUAUAUAUACAGUGGAAACCAGACCACUUCAGGUCAUGUGACAGACCACUGCAAAUCAUGGAUUUCCCCUUGUCCUGAAGAAUGGGCACAGUAUGUUAUAAUUUCUCCAGAGGAAAAAUCAAGAUUUGGGAGUGCUCUUCUUACAAUAAAAACUGGAGAAAAGGUAAUUAAAACAGGUAGUACUGGUUUUUCCUCACAAUGGAAAACAAGCCCAGAUUGUAAAUCAUUUGCUGUUUAUUACUACUAUUACGAAGAAAAUGUACUGAAUUGACUUUUAACCCACAGAAAACCAAAAUCAUUUGUGGAAAACUCCAUGCUUGCUACAUCUUUCCCCCCUGAUCAUUUAGCAUUUAAUGGUAGCUUUCCAAUCUGACUUUUUGUUUUCCGUUCAAUGGUGUCUGAUACUUGGAUGACUGCCUAGACAAAUCCAUGCAGUUUUCUUGUCAAGGUUUUUCAGAAAUGGUUUGCCAUUGCCCAUUUUCCUAACCCUGAGAUAGAUUGACUGGCCCAAAAUCACUCAGCUGGCUGAGGAAUUCUGGGAGUUGAAGUCCACAAGCCAAGAUUGGAGACCCCUGCUCUAGUCCACUGCCUUAAAGCUUAAUCACUAAACCAAACUGUCUCUUCAACUAAUUUAGUGCCCUCCAGAUGUGUGGAAAGUAUAAUUUCCCCAAUUCCUAGAUGAAGGCCAUGUCAGCUGAAAAUUCUGGCUGUCAUUUUCCAGUCGACAAAAUGACCCCGUCACAAAAAUUUCAGGAUACACUUUUCCCCCUAGGAUGCAGUAUUAACAGCUGUUUUCUGCCUUGACAGAGUGAAAUUGUCGUAGCUGCUGAAAGAAGUUCAACUAAAGCUCGACUUAGUGGAAGGCUUUUUCUUUACACCUUCUAAUUAUCAUUCUGUGUUUCGAAGAAUCUCUUCGAUGAAGUAAUCCCGAGUUUUGUGCACCAGUAAUUUCUGAAAGCAGAACAGCAUAACAAACCUGCUCCUGACUUAGUAUAUGAACAAUACUAAACUUUUUAAGAAGUUAAUCAUGCCUUUUAAAAUUAGUGUAAUUUUUAAGAUGUUCAUGUUAAAUGGAAUAAUGAGGAAAAUUUUUUCUAAAUCUUCUGCAGCUUUUGGCCAUUAGCUAUUUAACAGUUGCAUGACAGCAGAUAUAGUCUUAUUUUUUUAAAAAAAAUAUUCCAACAGACUCGGAUUUAAUAUAUUGGAGAACAAAGCCAAGAAGAAUCGUAAAUGUGAAUUAUACAAAACCAGCAUCAAUAAAAUAGAUUUUAUCUUUAUCUCUAUUA